Messenger RNA from Pezoporus flaviventris, 851 nucleotides. It is a transcript of the gene TLCD3B, whose product is annotated as TLC domain containing 3B. Gene Ontology annotation, cellular component: membrane; endoplasmic reticulum. Lineage: Eukaryota; Metazoa; Chordata; Aves; Psittaciformes; Psittacidae. Gene Ontology annotation, molecular function: sphingosine N-acyltransferase activity. The record is from RefSeq and is a predicted model, not a curated record. Gene Ontology annotation, biological process: ceramide biosynthetic process; lipid homeostasis. The transcript has 5 exons. The coding region runs from base 147 to 851 and encodes 234 amino acids.
UGGCCCCCCCCUGGCCCGCGCUGGCCCUGGGGCUCCUCUUCUUCCCGGGGCUCUUCCUCCUGGCCCGGGCCCUACUGCGCAGGCGCUGCCCCGAGCCCCAUGCGGUCAUCCUGGCUGCCAGGUUGGUCUCCUCGGUUCAGGCCGUGAUGGCCUCCACGGCCGGGUUCAUCAUCGCCUCCUCCUGCCAGCACGUCAUUGACGAUGAGCACUGGCUGGCCGAGGCCUACCCCGCCUUCGCCGUGCCCUACUUCCUCUAUGACGUCUACGCCAUGUUCCUGUGCCACCGGCACCGCGCAUGCGUCAAAGGUCACGAGGCCGCCCCGGCCCCGCCCCCUCGCGCAGCCGCCGUCGCCUUCCUGCGCCGGGAGCCCCUCCUCGUCCUGCAUCACGUGACCAUGGUGCUCGUCUGCUUCCCCGUGGCCUGCCUGUGGCGCGAGGGCAAGGGCGACUUCUUCCUGGGCUGCCUCCUAUUGGCGGAGCUGAGCACCCCCUGCGUGUGCCUGGGCAAGGUCCUCAUCCUGCUUGGCCGCCAGCGCUCCCUCCUGCACCGCCUCAACGCGGCCGCGUUGGCGCUCACGUUCCUGCCCUGCCGCCUCCUGCUCUUCCCUUACCUCUACUGGGCCUACGGGAGGCAGCGGGGGCUGCCCCUGCUCCGCGUGCCGGGGGCUCUGCCCCACGGCGCCAACGCCGCCGCCGCCGCCCUCCUCGCCCCACAGAUCUACUGGUACGGGCUCAUCUGCAGGGCGGCCGCCAGGCUGCUGUGGGGCGGGCGCGGGGAGGGAGCCCUUGAGGGACACAGAGCGGGGACCCAGAGCGGGACCCAGAGCGGGACACAGAGAGGGAGCCAUUGA